Messenger RNA from Prunus dulcis (almond), 2106 nucleotides. RefSeq names its product extensin-2-like. Gene Ontology annotation, biological process: plant-type cell wall organization. Bases 43 to 1878 code for a protein of 611 amino acids. Gene Ontology annotation, molecular function: structural constituent of cell wall. The transcript is spliced from 2 exons. Lineage: Eukaryota; Viridiplantae; Streptophyta; Magnoliopsida; Rosales; Rosaceae. The record is from RefSeq and is a predicted model, not a curated record.
AAGUGCAAUUUCUGGCAAUCAGAGCUGAAUUGCCAGAAAACGAUGAAAUUCUCGGAGCAGCCGGGGCAUCAGCCUUUAAUGUUUUAUGCUGUGGCAUUGUGCCUCUUAGCCACAAGUGUUCUUGCCAAUAACCCUUACACUUAUUCUUCACCUCCACCACCUAAUCAUGCGCAACAUUACUACAAUUACCCCCCACCAAAGCACUCUGUUCACCCACCAUACCGUUACAAGUCACCCCCACCACCAAAGUAUGUGAAGUCCCCACCAUACCACUACAAGUCACCACCACCUCCACACUAUCACCAUAAGUCUCCACCUCCAUACCACUACAAGUCACCACCUCCACCAUCCCCUUCACCUCCUCCUCCUUAUGUCUACAAGUCUCCACCACCUCCGUCACCGUCACCUCCUCCUCCAUACGUCUAUAAAUCUCCACCACCACCAUCUCCAUCACCGCCGCCUCCAUACGUGUACAAAUCUCCACCUCCACCAUCCCCAUCACCUCCUCCUCCUUACGUCUACAAGUCACCACCACCUCCAUCACCAUCACCGCCCCCACCUUAUGUCUACAAGUCACCACCACCACCAUCACCUUCACCUCCUCCUCCCUAUGUCUACAAGUCCCCACCACCUCCAUCUCCAUCACCUCCUCCACCCUACAUCUAUAAAUCACCACCACCUCCAUCACCUUCACCUCCUCCUCCCUAUGUUUACAAGUCACCACCACCUCCAUCACCUUCACCUCCUCCUCCAUACGUCUAUAAAUCUCCACCACCACCAUCUCCGUCCCCACCUCCUCCUUAUGUGUACAAAUCUCCACCACCACCAUCUCCAUCACCGCCGCCUCCAUACGUGUACAAAUCUCCACCUCCACCAUCCCCAUCACCUCCUCCUCCUUACGUCUACAAGUCACCACCACCUCCAUCACCAUCACCGCCCCCACCUUAUGUCUACAAGUCACCACCACCACCAUCACCUUCACCUCCUCCUCCCUAUGUCUACAAGUCCCCACCACCUCCAUCUCCAUCACCUCCUCCACCCUACAUCUAUAAAUCACCACCACCUCCAUCACCUUCACCUCCUCCUCCUUAUGUCUACAAGUCACCACCUCCUCCUUCUCCUUCACCUCCUCCUCCUUAUGUCUACAAGUCACCACCUCCACCAUCACCUUCCCCUCCACCUCCUUACCACUACAAAUCACCUCCACCACCAUCAAAGUCUCCACCACCUCCAUACCAUUAUAAAUCUCCACCUCCACCUUCACCAUCACCACCACCUCCUUACCACUACAAGUCUCCACCACCACCAUCCCCAUCACCUCCCCCUCCAUACAUCUACAGCUCACCUCCUCCUCCAUUGAAGUCUCCACCACCUCCUGCAUAUUACUACAGGUCACCUCCACCGCCUUAUACUUAUUCUUCACCACCUCCACCAAAGCACUUGGAGACCCCUCCAACCCAUUACAAGUCCCCCCCACCACCAAAGUACGUAAAACAUCCACCACCUCCAUCACCAUCACCCCCGCCACCCUAUUAUAAGUCUCCACCACCACCUUCUCAUUCGCCGCCUCCUCCUUAUGUGCACAAAUCUCCUCCACCACCCACUCACUCACCACCUCCACCAUAUGCUUACAAGUCACCACCUCCCCCUUCUAAAUCACCACCUCCUCCAUAUGUCCACAAAUCUCCUCCUUAUGUCCACAAGUCACCACCUCCACCAUCAUAUUCUCCUCCACCUCCUUACCACUACAAGUCACCACCACCACCAUCUCCAUCACCUCCCCCUCCAUACCACUACAACUCUCCUCCUCCUCCAGUGAAGUCACCUCCACCUCCCCAAUAUCACUACAAAUCACCUCCACCUCCAAAACACUACUAAGCUUUAUGGGAUUUUAGCGACCUGAACCAGUCCAAAUAAGUUCUUCGUUUCGAUGUUCCAGCGGUAUCACUUCUUUUUCUAGCUUUGUUCUAUUCGCAGACAAGUGUGUUUGUGAAUAAUAAAGGUCUGACAGAACCCUUCGUGUAUUCUGUCGUAAGAACUCACUGUAUCAAUUAGUUUAUUUUCCUUCUCCUUCUAAAGAAAUGAAAGCAAAGAGUAUUUCAUAUA